Messenger RNA from Sorex araneus (European shrew), 12120 nucleotides. RefSeq names its product potassium voltage-gated channel subfamily A member 2 (gene KCNA2). The transcript has 3 exons. Bases 708 to 2207 code for a protein of 499 amino acids. Gene Ontology annotation, cellular component: dendrite; juxtaparanode region of axon; axon terminus. NCBI's taxonomy places the organism in Eukaryota, Metazoa, Chordata, Mammalia, Eulipotyphla, Soricidae. Gene Ontology annotation, molecular function: protein binding; delayed rectifier potassium channel activity. Gene Ontology annotation, biological process: protein homooligomerization; potassium ion transmembrane transport. The record is from RefSeq and is a predicted model, not a curated record.
GACCCGGGCCGCGGGACUGGGCCCGGCGGGGGGCAGUCCUGAACCCCCCCACCCCCCGCGUCCUGUGGGCUCCUGUGUCCCGGUCGCCCCGCAGCCUCGCGGCUCGCCCGGCAGAGCGUUUGUUCCACGUUCCUAGUGAUUCUGUCUUGGGGGAGAAAUGGGUGGUGGAGCUCCUGCCCAGUUCAAAUGCCUCCUGCCGCUCGGGGAGGCAGCCCAGGGACCCCGAGGGCGAAUGAGUCCAGGGACCCAGGCUGCCAGCUUUGGCAACUUCAGUCUCCGGGUAGGAGGGUUCUUCCUAGGUUUCCCAGCCCAGCCCUGCUGUCAAGCCCCACUCUGCACCCCUGACAAGGCAUCCCCGCUGCCCUGGCCGCCUGGCGCAGCUCUAGAGCUCACCUCUGGGACCCGCAGCCUGCCCUCCUGCCCAGAAUGACUCACCACUAUUUCUAGAGUGUGAAGACGUGAUGGGGCGUCGGGCUGCCAGUCCAAGCAUCUAGGACUCAGCAGCCGAGCAGCCCUGUGAGGAAGAGGAAGAAGGCUCUUCCCAUCCCCGCCUGACCAGCAAGGCUGUAUCUGUGGUUCCUGGGGGCUCUGGCACCCGAGCCCAGGCCAAUGCUUCUACGUUUCCCGGGGCCCUUAGCAGCACCCUGAGCUCCCUGCCGACAGGCAGCUGGAAAGCAUAGUGGGAGGCACUUUUCUCAGUAUCCAUUAUGACAGUGGCCACUGGAGACCCGGCAGAUGAGGCGGCAGCCCUGCCAGGGCACCCACAGGACACCUAUGACCCCGAGGCAGACCACGAGUGUUGUGAGAGAGUGGUGAUCAACAUCUCGGGCCUGCGGUUUGAAACCCAGCUCAAGACCCUCGCUCAGUUCCCAGAGACCCUCCUUGGGGACCCAAAGAAGCGGAUGCGCUACUUUGACCCCCUUCGUAAUGAGUACUUCUUUGACCGGAACCGCCCCAGCUUUGAUGCCAUUUUGUACUACUACCAGUCUGGGGGCCGCCUGCGGCGUCCUGUGAAUGUGCCCUUAGACAUCUUCUCCGAAGAGAUCCGCUUCUACGAGCUGGGUGAGGAGGCCAUGGAGAUGUUUCGGGAAGACGAGGGCUACAUCAAAGAGGAGGAGCGACCUCUGCCUGAGAAUGAAUUUCAGAGACAGGUGUGGCUGCUCUUCGAGUACCCCGAGAGCUCGGGGCCGGCUAGGAUUAUAGCAAUCGUGUCUGUCAUGGUCAUCCUGAUCUCCAUCGUCAGCUUCUGCCUAGAGACACUGCCCAUCUUCCGGGAUGAGAAUGAAGACAUGCAUAGCAGUGGAGUGACAUUCCACACCUAUUCCAACAGCUCCAUGGGGUACCAGCAGUCCACAUCCUUCACUGACCCGUUCUUCAUUGUCGAGACCCUCUGCAUCAUCUGGUUCUCCUUUGAAUUCUUGGUGAGGUUCUUUGCCUGUCCCAGCAAAGCUGGCUUCUUCACCAACAUCAUGAACAUCAUUGAUAUCGUGGCCAUCAUCCCCUACUUCAUCACCCUGGGCACCGAGCUGGCUGAGAAGCCAGAAGAUGCCCAGCAGGGGCAGCAGGCCAUGUCCCUGGCCAUCCUCCGUGUCAUCCGCUUGGUAAGAGUCUUUCGGAUUUUCAAGUUGUCCAGACACUCCAAAGGUCUCCAGAUUCUAGGUCAGACCCUCAAAGCUAGCAUGAGAGAGUUGGGCCUCCUGAUCUUCUUCCUCUUCAUCGGGGUCAUCCUGUUCUCUAGUGCUGUCUAUUUCGCAGAGGCUGAUGAGCGAGAUUCCCAGUUCCCCAGCAUCCCGGAUGCCUUCUGGUGGGCAGUAGUCUCCAUGACAACUGUAGGCUAUGGAGACAUGGUUCCAACUACCAUUGGGGGAAAGAUUGUGGGUUCCUUGUGUGCAAUUGCAGGUGUAUUAACCAUUGCCUUACCGGUCCCCGUCAUUGUGUCCAAUUUCAACUAUUUCUACCAUCGGGAGACAGAGGGAGAGGAGCAGGCCCAGUACUUGCAAGUGACGAGCUGUCCAAAGAUCCCCUCCUCCCCUGACCUAAAGAAAAGUAGAAGUGCCUCUACCAUUAGUAAGUCUGAUUACAUGGAGAUCCAGGAAGGGGUAAACAACAGUAACGAGGACUUUAGAGAGGAGAACUUGAAAACAGCCAACUGUACCUUGGCUAAUACAAACUAUGUGAAUAUUACCAAAAUGUUAACGGAUGUCUGAUUGAAACCUGCUCACAUACUCACAGCCCAGUGGAACUAAUGCAGAUAUUGCAUAAUAGCCUGCAUUCUAGUCAGCGUGUUCUACAGUGUGUAUCUGGUUUUGCAUGGAAAGCAAUAGUCGUGCAAGUAACUUUUGAUCUUUUGAUUUUUGAUUUAGAACACAGAAUAUCUAUUCAUGGCUUUUAUGCAGAUCUUCAUCACUGACUUAGGGGUUUCCAAAGAGGGGAGUCACCAGUGGAGCCAGAAUUUCAGAAAGAUAGAUUGGGGCCACCUCACAUCCAGUGCAUAAACCUGCCACAUCAGUGCCACGUUCCCUUCCUAGUUCAAUGCAUACAGCACCCGGAUGUGCCUCCCGGCCACCCCCCCCACCCCCACCCCAUUUCAACCUACCACCCUGCUUCACAGAGGAAAACCUUGGUGGCUUCACACUCAAGCUCUGGUAAUAAUUACAAAAGGUCAUCCUCAUUUUUUGGGGGGGGAGCGGCAUUGAAAGGAACAAACAGUCCUGCGUGUUGAAAUUACUUUUUAUGUCACAAGGCUGGGGUUUGUGAAUUGGCGUUGCCAAGUAGCUACUCUGGAGGCUUGUGUUUCAUAACGGAAAAUGCUGCAUUGGUUUUUUUUUUUUUUUCUCUGCAGUGUCGCUGUAAGGGAAACCCAGGGGAGGGAUAGCUAGUUAAUAUGACCAAAUGUGAGUUGUCAAGUUUCACAUUGGCUUCCUUGGGCCAGUGGAGAGAAGCAAACCCACCAAGGAGCCUCUCGACUUCAGAGUUGACCAUUUCUGUGGGCUUUGGGAUCACCGAGGCCCAUGUGUCUGCUGGAGUUUACAGACCUGUUUUCCCGAGCGCUGCCACCCAGCAAAGCCGACACUGCAGUGAAAUCCCAGUGAUGUGAUUGAGCUGCAUGGGUGUUUGUUGCAUGAAUCUCAAUAUAUAAAACACAGGAGAUAACCUAUUUUUAUUAGUAGCCUACACAGUAUUCAUAUUUAGAGUAUUAAUAGCCUGGGCAGGGCACUGAACUAGGGUUUUGUUCCCCUCCACAGGAUGACAAAAGCUCUCAAUCAAAGAAAAGUCUUGGCUAUCUUGACUGGGGAAACAAAACUUCUGGCCGUCCAGCUUACCCCAUCCUUGUUCUUCCAAAUGGGCGGCACAGGCCUCUACCUAGGCAGGAGAGUGAGCAGGAAGAAUAGUGUCUAAACACCUCAUGUAAAAUGCAUCUAUGGAUGAAGCUAGACUUGGGCUUAACUGUAUAGCUGACCAGGACAUCAGGUCCUUAGAACUGGUGGAUCUGUGGAUCCAGUGUACAUAAACAAAUAUAUAUAUAUAUGUAUACAUAUAUAUAUUGCGUAUCUCUUACAUGAGUCCCUCUACCUAGCUAGCUGUAGGAAAAAAUAAUUGCAUUUGAACCUUGUAUACGCUUAUGCAAUAUUUUUGACACAGGGCAAUUUAUGCAUGUGUUUGACUAUGUGCACUAGAGUGUAUGUAUAUACAUACACAGAUAUAUAAUACCUACGUGUGUGCAUAUGUGUCUCUAUGUAUGCACACACAUACAUAUACAUAUGUAUAUUCACUCUCUGGAGUUCAGGUUCAGGGGCAAAUCCACUGCUCUGUGAGUUGGUUGUCUCAGAGGCCUCGUGAGUUCAUUGGUUUCAUGGGUAACCCUACUGGGCCUGGGUUUGCUGCCAUUGCUUCAAACACUCCAGUCUUCAUGGAUUCUAGACGUUAGAAUUGUCUUUCUGCCCUCCAUGUGCUGCAGCUUCAGUCCCCCAUAGCUGAAGCUUGUCUUACUGAGUGCACAAGGGGCCUAAGGUCCUCACAGCUCCCGCUGUCCUGGGCCAGACUCACCCCCUCAAAGCCCAGCCUCCUCUCUCCAGUGCAUCCUGUGAAUCAUCUCCAUGCUCACCUCUCCCCACCCUUCUGGGUUGGCAUCAUCAUUGAUUCUUCAUCAGUCCCUUUCCUCAGUCUUUCCCGAAAGAGCCAGCAUGGGAGGGCACCAAGGAGUAAGCUCUAGAGAACCCAUAUUCAGGGCCUGGCCUCUGUGUGGAAGCUACUGAAUGUCAAGGACUGGACAAUGAAGUUCCUAAGUCAUCCCCAAGCAUACUUUCAAGUGCCCGGCUCUAACUCUCUCCCUGUUGAACUGGCAAGCAGAGCUGUUCAAAGAGAACCAAAGAUGGGUAAAGAAACCUUCCUUGGCCCAGAGCAGGCUCAGAGUGGAUGAGCAACGCACAGUCUAAAGGUAGAGGGCAGGCUGGCCCUGGAAGGGAACGCGGAGGGGAAGCAUUUGCCUCACAAACUGGGUUUUGCCUUUCAGUGAAAUAGCUAAAAUUUCACUUCCCUUCCCCCUACCCCCACCCCAACACAGAGUUUCCCAGUGAUUACUCCAGCCCUACCCUCACUGUUGGCCAUUUAGCACCUACAGUUACCUUGUGGGGUGGGGCACCAAUCAAGGUGCUAAGGCCCAGGUGCCGAUUAAUACCUGGUCACCCACAUCCCCUAUGUCUGCAGGGCAUCCCGGCCCAGCGCAAAGCCUCUCGGUUUCUCUUCCUCUCCUUCAUGGAAAGUGGUGCUGAAUUUCCAAGACAUGGGGAGGAAGACACAGGCCUUUGGAAAAUUGAUAGCAAAACACUCUACUCAAAGGGUAGACAGUUUAUUUCAGUGUCUUGAUCUGAGCCUAGAAAAUGUUCACAGGCAUGCCUGCAUGUAUUACUACCACAAAAUAGAUACUCUGUCACCAUGCACCAAUAUCAAAUAUGCAGCACAUAGAUAAAGUACACAAGAGACCAACUUAAUGAGAUGGGCAUGCCAAGACAACAGAUAAUUAUACCUAUAUCCAAAAUAUGCAUGUUCAACUCAGAACGUACACAGAGAACUACCUACACCAUGUGCAUAGAGGCAGUCUGCCAUCAGAUACAAAUACACAGACCUACAUGGACAUAAUGUGGUACACAACUCCAUGGAUGCAUUUAUACCAUGGACAUAAAUACAAAAAAAAGAUGCAGAUAUUUUACUGUUGUUUCUGCAUACAAAAUAGAAUAAGUUCAAUGUGUUAAUGCAAGGCACACAAGAAACCUUCAUUCGUAGAAGUAACACAGUGCACCACACAUGCCCAAAAACAGUCUUGAUACCCAUGCAGUGCAUACUCACACUCAGGUUCAUUGCUCUGUCCCCAGAGCUGUGAAGGAGCAGGUAGUAGGUAAAGGUUCUAUUGUGCUACCUUUUCCUAGCCUGCAUCCAUUUCUCUCAAUACUCUCCGGGGAGAUUCCUUUUCUAGUCUCUUCUUUCAUCCCCCGGAUUUCAGAGAAAUAGACCCUCCUGUCCCCAAGGUUUAAAGCAGAAAUAUGGGCUCUCGGUGAAAAGCAGAUCUCCAAUUAAUAUUGGCAUUUCAUGGCCUUUCAACCUGUCCACCUUCCUCCACCAGAAGAAGCACCUGGGACAGCUGGCAGCCCGUGUGUGUGUGUGUGUGUGUGUGUGUGUGUGUGUGUGUGUGCGCACACACACCUCACCUUGGCAUACCCUUUCCUUUGAAGGGAAGGGUAUCUCUACAACCCCAUAGCUCAGGGUCCUCUGGGUCUUUAGAUUCAGCCUUGUUUCCUUGCAAUUCUUGAAAUCAGUGAUGAUUCCAACACUUGGGAUCCUGAACUCAGAACCAGAAUGAAGUAAUCCCCUAAUGUUUUUUUGGUCUGCAGACCUGAUUGUGCCUCUCUCCCCCCAAGGCUGGCUGGCUCAGAAAGCCCAGAUCAGAUAUAGACUUGUCUUUGGGACCAGCCACCACUUACUGUGGCAUUUCACUUCCUCAUGGGAAUUGGCCUAGUGGGAUCAACCCUGUGUCCUCUCUGUGGUUGUUCAAUUUCAGGCCUCCUCUGUUUCUCCAGCCUCCCAUCCUGUCACUGUGCUUUGAGGAAACACACUGCAGUUCAUCAGUUCAGCUAAACUGAAAUAUGAUUAAGGACAUAAACCUCAGUGCUCAGCAAGUUGAUAGAAGUCUUUGAGAGGCUGACUUUUAGCCUGUAUUUGAAGACCAGAUUUCCAGGCCUGGUCAGAGUACCUGGCCUGGAAGAGCUUCUGGGUGGCCCCCAGAGCUGGAUCAGCCCACUAGGGCCAGUGAGAGCUCAUGUUUGGCAAAGAUGUUGCCUCCAAUUAAGUGAGGACUUGAAGUCAGGUUUGCCAUUAGGUUUUGAGGCUGUCACUCCUGUGGCCAUUCCAGGUGUGUAUACCCCUCCCUCCCAAGGUGACUCGAUGUUCCUGGAGUGAUAGCCACGGUAGGGAAUGAACAUGGAAUGUGGGCCUUUCUGGAAUUUCCAGAUCAAGGCACCAAAGUUCCCUUUAGCCUCAGCAAAAGCCCCCAAAGGCUCAAACUUUCAAGAAGGUUGGGAUUUUCUGGAAGCUAAAAGAGGUCCAUGGAAAAAAUAUGGGGGAGAUUGUAAGGAGGAGAGCAUAAGUGAACGGGUCAAGUUUCAGAUGCUUUUCAGGAGCCCACAUUUAAUCAGGUCAUAAUAAAAGUCCCGUGCUUCCUGAUGCAUGGGUGGCAUCCACACUCCCUCCCUUCCCCUCUGGUUCUCUCUGUCCAUCUGAUGUGGGGCAGGCAUGUCACCAGAAGGAGCACUUUCCCAAGGUACCCCAAGAGGAUGUACCUGAAGGCUUCUCUAGCACUACUGACUUGAGUGUCCAGCCUAGGUGUCAUGUGUCUCAUCCUUUCUGCUCGGGAUCCUACCUGGAUCCCUCACUCCACUGUAGUGAAGUCUUUGGCCAACUUGCCUUCAUGGUCAUCUGUGAAAUAGAAAUGCCGGUGGAGUGAACCUAGUGUCGUCUGAAAUCUCCGGCUAGGGCUUCAGUGCUGUCCAAUGGAGAGGAGAGAAAGGCUGGCCUUCCCACAAGAAUACCUGGGACAGCUUGGAAAUUUCAUAAGUGGGUGGCACCCCUGGGCAGCAGAAGCCCGUGCUUUUAAUAAUUGUCCCAGGAAUGGGAAUAGCAGCAGAGUCCAGCUCCACCUCUCCAGGGGUCCACUGUUCUAACAGACCUUCUCUGGGCUGGUCCACAUAAGCUGCAGGGUGCUCCCGGAUGCCACAUGGAGUCUCCUCUAGCCUGGUAGUGCCCAGGACCUUAACCUCAGUAACUUCAUUAGCUGCCUGAGUCAAGUGGUGGCCACAGAGUGGAGGGAAAUGACCCCAUGUGGGCCUUCGUAUCAGGGUUGUUUACAGUUUUUCCACAUAAGACCCCUUUUCAUCAAAGAAAUUGUCACACAGGCCUGGGUGUGUCUAUAAUUAGGAUGCAUAACAAACAUUGACUCAUCAUAAAUCAUAAUUGAUUUUAAAACAAAGCUUUUGCAAAGCCCUUCUGUGGGGUGGCACCCUCAGUAUAAGAAGUCAGGCACACUCCUCGCACUGGGCCCUUGUUUACUCAGGGUCUGUGCCCCAAGUCACAAGGGGCUAGAAGCAGAUGGGAGUGGAAAAUGUUCUAUAAGGUAUGGUGGUUCUCUUUGCCAAACCAAUCUAGUUUCCUUCUCCCGGCUUUUUUUUUUUUUUUGGAGGGAUGGGAGUGGUGGUGUUGGGCCACACUUGGCAGUGCUCAGGGAUGACUCCUGGCUCUGUGCUCAGGGAUCACUCCUGGCAGGGAUAGGGGGACUAUAUGGGGUUCCAGGGAUCAAACCCAGAUCAGCCGCAUGCAAGGCAAGUGCCCUCCCCACUAUACUAUCGCUCCAGCCCACCUUCUCCCAGCUUUCAGCUUCCUGUUCCUCCACAGCUCACUCCAUCUCUCAUAGUUUGUGUUUGAAUAUUUUUUAAGAGGAAAAGUGCAAUAACAUAAAUAGUGACUGUUUUCUUUAGCAAUAGCUAUUUCAAAAAUCUUGUUCUCAGGACUGAAAAGGGAUAGUACCUGGCUUCUCAGAUAAUGCCCUUGGCCUCUGGGCAUUAGGUCACUGUCUCUGUAGUUCCCUCAACUUGACCCUAGUUCCCAUGACUCUGGUCUUCUGAGACACUGACCUUCCUUCUGGAAUAGACACCCCAGGGGUAUCUAUGGAGGCUGGGAAGGCCCUUGAGAAGCCUCUUUGUCACACCUUGCUUUUGUCUCCUUAGGCAUCUCUAUCCUUCUCUCCCUCCAUCCAUUCAUCCGUUUGCCCAUUUGCUCUCACACAGCAUUCACACAACCUCUGGACAUGGAAACCUUGAGUUUGUGCAUCUCGAUGACUUUUAGUCAAUCUGGCAGGGUGUAAUGGAAGCCUACAGGAAAGCGCUUACAAGUAGAUAAGAAUAAAGCAUCCUGAGCCAUUACAGAAGAUCAUUUCCAUGCACUAAAAGCCAUUACUUGAUCCAUUUGUUUCCCUUCCUCCCCUCCCUGGGGAGAUGGAUGUUGGGGCAAUGUGGCCUGAAAGUUUGCACCUGGGAUCAGUAGCCUGGCAGACUUGGGGAUUUGCCCUUGACUGUUCUUCAGAAUAAGCUGACUUGCUUAACCAAAGGGACUCCAGAGGGAGCAUCAAGGAGGGAACCACCAUUUUGUAAGUAGAUGUCUUUAGGGAUAGACAUUUGAGUGGUUAGGGCAUAGCAUGAGGGAAAUAAAGUUCCCACUCUGGUAUGCAGUUGCACAAACAUAUAAAAGUGUACACAUAACUAGUCUCCUUUCCUGAAAACUGUGUGGUGGCUCAGACUCAGACUGGACAGUCAGGGAAGGCUGAAUCCCAGGGUCCCCUUCCAUUCCUUUUCAGUGUACCUUGCUCUCUACAGGAGUGUACAGCAAAACCUCAGUUAACUGACGGGGAAAUCCUCAGGGAAGGAAGCAUUUGGUUGCUUUACAAUCAUGGGUAUUUGAAUGGGAAUGAGAAAAUGUGUUUUGGUUCAACCUUUAUACUAAAAAAAAUUCUAAGUAGGUUAGUAUAAACUUUCCUGCCUUAGUAAGUGGUUUGUUUGACAGAAGACCUUGUAUCACUCAGGGUCAACACUCCAAACCUCAGUUCUCAGUAUACAGAAAAGCAGAUGGAGAAGACCAAAGAGAUGGGCUGAAUGUAUACUGGCUACAGACAGACCCGAAAGUUGACCAUUAGGGCGCAUUCUGCCUCCUCAGAUAAUGCCCGUUGCUGUCAUUAGCUGCUUUCUACUGGAAGUACAAGAAGACAACAUAAUUUUCAUUAACUGAGGUUUGGGCUCAUUGGUCCUGAGUUACCAGAGGUUUUCCAUAUAUACAUAUAUCUGUGUGUAUAUAUAUGUAUAUGUAUAUAUAUGUAUAGUAUAUGUAUAUAUAUAUGUACACUACUGUUUCAAAAGGAUACAGUUAUACAGUGACCAAUUCCCUUAGCUUCAGUAUUGUGAAAUAAAUUUGGAAAUUCAAGAAAUAAAACGCAUCUAUUGAAUUGUUUUUAAAUGACCUUCCUUUGCAUUCUUACCACCCAUCCAGUUCAGUUCCUUUCUUCUGCAGAGGGACCUCUCUAGAAGGUGGUCCUCGAUUAACAAAAGCUGGAGUUCCAAGGAUCACCUCUCUCUUUUCCCUCCCAGGUGCUGCCUAACUCCAGGAUAAAAGGAAAAUCAGGUCUAGGCAGUGCUUUAGCCUUUGUACUGUCUGCCCCUGGCUGGAUGUAACCUCAUCACUGAGCCCCAGAAAAGUUUUUCCCAACUUUGUAACUGUAGGUGGAGUAGGAAGCUGACUGUAAGACCUAGCUGCAGCGUGAUCUGUUGAGGGUUUUUUUUUUCCUCCUUGUUAUUGGCGGUGUCUAAGGUUGGAAUUUUUUGAGGAAGUUCAAAUGGUCCUUCUUAAAAAAGUGAAUGGUGCCUGCCUGGUACAGGGAGAGAUGAGUGGCAGCCAGUGAAAGGGACAAGCCCGGCAAUGGUGGAUUCUGACCUAAUCUCAGCCCAAAAGGCUCAGAGCUGCUGCCAUCUGGUUGCCUCUUGGGAGAAACAGUUGAGUCUGAGCUAAAACAUACUCUCAGUCUCCCUUUUUCUGAGCAGGCCAAAGCUCGCCCACUGGGAGAGCUUCCUAGCCUCACUUCCUACCUUUGACCGGGUGCCUUUCAGGAAGGAAAAGACUGAUUUCUCACUGGUAUUUGGAGGGGCUGCUGGUGGAAGGAGGGUUGCCUGCCAUCACCCACCACCCCCAACAGUCCUCCAUGCUGACUAAGCCAGCAGCUCCUAAGAUGCCCAUAAACCCAACUUAGAGUGGCCGGCUGGAGGGGGGUGCGAAGUUGGAGAGCCUGUCAGGAUGGACGUAUCUGGCACGGCAUGACCUCAGCGUGGCAGCAGGUCUAACUGUCUGUGCUUCUCUGCACUCCUAAAAUAGUCUAAUAUGUUCCAGACAAGUUUGCAGCUGAAGCGCGCUUUAUUCCACUGACGGAUGCACGGGGCAGGUGUGGUUACGUAAGCGCAACGGACAGAAACGUGAGGCAGUGAGGAUGUGGUUGCGAAUCAGGACUGUAGGCAACUCCUCAGAGGGCAGAGUAUCCAGCCCCUGUGUCUCUUCCAUCCUCAGGAGACAUUUCUAAGCUCUGCCUCUUCUUAAAAAGGGUUUCCUAGAGACUGACUACCUUGUUUGUGUGAGUGUAUAAACAUUCUCUCUGGUACAGAAAGCAGCAGGGAGGCGGGGGCUGGGAGCAUGGGAGUACUUAGGGACCCACCCUUGCUCCCAAUUUCUAUGUCAGCUACUCGCUUCCCCACCCCCACCCCCAGCAGGUGAAGGGAAGGGCAAGGUCAGUGUCCUACCAGGUUGCACUGGACAGGUGCAAGCAGCCACAGGCUGAGCAACGGGAGAGAAAAGCAAGAAAGGGCAGCCUGGCUGCCCUGGCGAGGGCAACUCUCAGCUUUGGAGCUCUGGACAUGCUCUGUGGCUGCCCCAGUUCUGCCUUCACGUGGGAUCCAGCGACCCAGUUUCCUUUUGUUGUCGUGCUUGGAUGAUUCCUUCAUUUCGAAGGCCUCAGGAAGCUGGAGAGUCCCAUGAUUGAGCUGCAGCCCUGCUGAGAAAACAGCGUCCUCGCCAAAUGGGCCUCUGCCUGGGUUUCUGCAUCCCUGUAGCCCUCACUUUGCUAAGGGUAAUCUUGGAACAGUUGGGAUUAAUGGUGCCAGCAAUCCAGGAGAACUCUCUUUAGCAUCACAGACGCAGCUGUCCAGCCUGUGAGUGCAGGAGGCUGUUUCCUUGUCAACACCCGUGUGCUUAUGUGCUUACAAAGCCUGUCUCUGAGGAGUUUAUGUAUCUCACAGACACAGACACACACACACACACACACACAGAGUGUGGAAAUGGCUGCUCGGUAGGCUUAAGCAGCACAGACUCUCAUUAGGGUUCACCCUGGCUUCCUCGUUGCUCAUGCAUGACUGCGGCUGCCUUCCCACACCCUACUAAUUGUCUCUAAUAAUUGCCGAAAACUCCAAAGAAGAGAGGCAGAUAAAUAGGCCUCCAUGGGAUCAAUAAGAGAAGGAAUUCCAAGGUUGAUGGUAAAGCUUCAUAAGGGUGAUGCUGAAAGGGAACCGGGGUCUCCAUGGUGAUCAGGGGCCGGGGACCAAUGGGAGCUGGAGGCGGAGCAGGGCUGGGGGGAAACUCAUGGGAGUUGGGAGUCACUUAACUAUUUGUUUGCUUCAUGAAAAUGUAGACACCAGCUGUAACCACAUUGCACAGGAUGUAUAGAUAGUAUCAUUCUUGCUGACAUAUUCUGGAAGCUUUCAGCCCCACCAACACUGCCCCGCCCAGGACUUCUGCAGCUGAGAGUUCCUGUGUCAGUAGGGUCUGAUAUUUGUACAUAGGUUAUACAUAUAUGUGUACAUAUGUGCCUCAAUGAAUAUUGCCUGUCCACCUGACCAUGGGUGUACAUAGACUUCAUAGAGCUCCACCACCUUUUGUAAAUACCGACACAAGUAAAUACGUAUAUAAAUAUAUAUUACUGAGGAUUUAUUUUAACAUCGUUCUGUGUGAAAUGAAAAACAUAAAUAAAAUUUUUGACAGACACUA